Molecule: messenger RNA, 2131 nt
Organism: Acanthaster planci (crown-of-thorns starfish)
Lineage: Eukaryota; Metazoa; Echinodermata; Asteroidea; Valvatida; Acanthasteridae
Product: cytochrome P450 2J1-like
Molecular function (GO): monooxygenase activity; oxidoreductase activity, acting on paired donors, with incorporation or reduction of molecular oxygen; iron ion binding
Source: RefSeq, a predicted model, not a curated record
CUGUUGUUUGUAUUGUUCCCAGACUGUGAGCGUUGGCAAUGGAAGAUACUCUUACUGGUGUGACAGCUAGUGGCUGGAGUCGAUGGCCAGCGGGUGGGCGAUCAGCUCUGAUCGGGCUCUUCGUAUUCCUCCUGACCGUGUUUCUGAUGCUGAAGCUCCGCCGGCCCAGGAACCUGCCUCCCGGUCCCCGAGGUUGGCCCAUCCUGGGCUACCUGCCGCAGAUCUUGUGGAGGGUUGCCGUCCACAAGAAGGUCGCCCACGAGCUUCUGUCUGAGCUGUCAGGAAGGUACGGGGAUAUACUGAGUUUCUACAUGGCCGGGAAGUUAAUUGUGGUGAUCGGCAAGUGCACCACCAUGCGGGAAGCAUUCGGGCAACACCAACUAAGCAACAGGCCGGAGUUCCACGUCGCCAGCGACAGGUUCCCCGGAAGAGGCGUUUUCGCUGCCUCUGGCCAAUUGUGGGUGGAGCUGCGGAGGUUCUCCUUGACUGCCUUGAGAGGACUGGGCGUGGGGAAGGCCAACUUUGAAGAGAACAUAUCUACGGAGGCAAAACACCUCACCGAUUGGCUGAUGGAGGACAAGGGGGCUCCAAUUGACCCCGCACAUCCGCUGAAUAACGCACUGUCCAACGUCGUCUGCACCGUGGUCUUCGGCAAGAGAUUCGAGUACAGCGAUGCCACGUUCAGGAAGCUCCUGAAGCACACGGCAAACUUCAUGCACCACGGGGGAGCGGGUUUCUUCGUGGAGACCAUGCCCGCCGUACUCACCAAGCUCCAACCUUUUGCCUUCAUAAGGGUCUAUGUCCAGGCCGUCGACAACUUAUUUAACCACGUUGGGCUCUUGAUUAAAGAGCACCAGGAGGCGUACGAUCCGGCGCAGCCCAGGGACUUCAUCGACAAGUUUCUCAAAGCUUGUGAGGCGAAAGAGAAGCAAGGGUUAACGGCUGUGGGGCUCCGGCCUGUCAACCUACUCCGUUCAGUGGCGGACCUGUUCAUUGGCGGCACCGAGACCUCGGCUACCACCUUGCGAUGGGGUUUGCUUUACAUGAUGAGCUACCCCGAGAUACAGUCUCGCAUCCAGCAGGAGUUGGAUGCAGUGACCGGCCGCAAUCGACUGCCGACCCUGUCAGACAAGGCCGAUCUGCCCUACACCGAGGCGACUAUCUGCGAGAUUCAGCGAAUAACCACCGUCCUACCGCUGUCGGCGCCUCAUUACUGCGCAGAGAAGACCACAGUCCAUGGGUAUGACAUUCCCAAAGGUUCGUAUGUCAUGGCCAAUCUCUGGCAUAGCCAUUUCGACCCGUCUGUCUGGAACGACCCGAGGGAGUUCCGCCCUGAGCGAUUUCUCGACGCUGACGGCAAGCUCCGUCUUCGGGAAGAAUUCAUCCCGUUCGGAAAUGGCCGCCGGGUGUGUCUAGGGGAGAACCUCGCUAAAAUGGAGCUCUUCAUCUUCUUCAGCCACCUUCUGCAUCACUUUACCUUUAAGAAGCCCUCAAAUUCUCCUCCUUUGUCAUUCAGGGGCGUUCUGGGAGUGACCUGGGCACCUAUGCCCUAUACCUUGUGCGCUGUCCCACGGGAAUAAACCGGGAAAAUUAGUCUCCAUUGAAGUUACUGCUUCUUUCACUGCAAGCAGUUCUUCUUUGUCUCAGUCUCGUGCAGUCGCAAAAUAAGUUUUAGUUUUGUUGAACCGCUCCAGCAACAAACAAUAAUACAUGUAACAACAGCCAGCAUUUAAAACGCUCUUCUUAGUUACUAAAUCACAGCGCUUACAAAUAAUAAACAAUCGAAUUAUUACACGAACUUAAGCAAGUUUGACAGUUGCAUGACCUACUUCAAGUAAUUUCUUGAAGUCUGUUACGAUUAGAAGGUGAAUCUAUUACGAGAAAAUCAGUUUGGUCUUCGUUCACUUUUAGGUUGUCACAAUUCAUCAAAGAUUUGGUAUGAAAAAAAAAAGACCAGGCAUCUACUCAAAGUUUCAAGGGCGCAGAUUAAUAAUUAUUGAAUAUUUGGAAUCAAACAAAAUAUACAGUUGAAUGUCAUCAGCAUAAAAUGAUAUGACACACCAUGAUAACGGGCUGCAUGUAUCUCAAACAGAAAGUGCAUAUAUAGAAUAAAAAGUAACCCCAAAACAGA